AGCAUGAACAUUAGUUCGAUUUUGAGAGUCUACUGGCUGCUGGAGCUGCUUGUGGGUUUCGCGUAUGCUGAUCGGGGCACCUUCACUCGGAAUAGCGAUGAUCAGUUCCAGAUGCUGAUUGCCGGCGGUGUUAUACCCGACCAUAGCCAGUAUGUGAAGAAUGUGGUAUCCAUACGCACAUUGCGACAUAUUCAAUAUUAUGGCGAUAAUCAUUUCUGCACCGGCGUAAUCCUUGGCAGUCGCGCAAUUUUAACAGCGGCUCAUUGCGUCACCGAUAGGCACAAGUCAAUUAUGAAUCCACGCGGCUUACUGAUCGUGUUCGGGAACUCCUAUCGCCUGAACAGAUUUAGCCGCGACGACAGCCGGCAUGUGGAUAAAAUUCUGGUGCACCCGAAAUAUCGUCGAUAUGUCAAUUACGAUGUGGCUGUGAUGCGCCUGAUGGAUCGCAUACCCGGCAAUAUGCGGCUUGUACAACCAGUUGUCCGGCGAAGCCACAAUGAUCUUAUUGUGGGCAUGAGAUGUGUCACACUUGGCUGGGGUCAGGUGUAUCCGCAUGGUCCCUAUGCCAAUGAGAUGAUGUUCCUGGAUGUCAUCAUUCGUACAAACGACUUCUGCAAGGACAUGGAUAACUUUGUGCCUGAGGCCAAUAUCUGUUCGGAGCCGUCAGCAGAGGGACAAGUUUGCCCUGGCGAUUUGGGUGCUCCGUUGAUGUGUCGCAAUGACCUGAGUGGUAUCAUUGGUGGCGCACAGAGUUGUGAGGGCGUCACGGCAAUCAAGUUUGUCAACUACUCCUAUGUCGAUGAUUGGGUUGAGGAUACCGUCAAUGCGAUAUCCUGCAGCAACAGCAUUUGGCUUUCACCAUUUUUCUAUGCUCUGCAUAUUCUGACAGCUGUUCAAGCUUUUGGCGCCAAGCAGUGUUGGUAAACGUAAACGUCAAUUAUUAAGCAGAUUAUUAUAGUUGUAAGCAAUGGACAAAUAUUGCAUUAUUUGUGUAACUAUCAAUUAUAGAACGAUGCAUUAUUUAUGUUCCCAAUUUCAUUGUUUCGAUUAA
Messenger RNA from Drosophila grimshawi, 1051 nucleotides. Its product is annotated as chymotrypsin-2. Bases 4 to 924 code for a protein of 306 amino acids. The transcript has 3 exons. Lineage: Eukaryota; Metazoa; Arthropoda; Insecta; Diptera; Drosophilidae. The record is from RefSeq and is a predicted model, not a curated record. Gene Ontology annotation, molecular function: serine-type endopeptidase activity. Gene Ontology annotation, biological process: proteolysis.